This is a messenger RNA of Cyprinus carpio (common carp), 739 nucleotides long. RefSeq names its product dorsal root ganglia homeobox protein. Gene Ontology annotation, biological process: regulation of transcription by RNA polymerase II. The record is from RefSeq and is a predicted model, not a curated record. Gene Ontology annotation, molecular function: DNA-binding transcription factor activity, RNA polymerase II-specific; RNA polymerase II cis-regulatory region sequence-specific DNA binding. Gene Ontology annotation, cellular component: nucleus. Lineage: Eukaryota; Metazoa; Chordata; Actinopteri; Cypriniformes; Cyprinidae.
AGCUACGGAUGCCAUGGACAAGAAGAGCUCUGCCUUCACUAUCGACCGCAUUCUGAGCGCAAACGACAACAAGAUCCUGGGCUUGGAGAAGCCCUCGGCCCCGGGGCCCUGCGAGGAGAAACCGGCCCCUGAAUCGAUGAAUCAGACGGACCUCAGGUCGACCUGCUGCUUCUGUUCACACUGCGGAGAGAUUCUGCACACGGCUGCCAUUUGGGGUAAGCGGAUGUUUGCAGAAGCUCACGGCAGGGAAAGCUUCAGUCAUGUGCAGAGGAGGGUUCGGCGUCACCGCACUAUCUUCACAGAAGAGCAGCUGGACGCUCUGGAGGAUCUGUUCAGACAGAACCAGUAUCCAGACAUCCACACCCGCGAGCAGCUGGCCCAGAGAACACACCUGCGCGAGGAGAGAGUCGAGGUGUGGUUUAAGAACCGAAGGGCAAAAUGGCGACGACAGAAGCGGCUUCCGUUCAGCCUACGAGGACCAGACGACUGGAAUACUGUACUUCAUAGCGACUGACAUGAACAAUGAUGAUAUCAGGAUCAUAUCUGUCUGCUGCGUGGAGAUAUUAAACUCAUUCCUCUGCUGAAAACAGAUCACAGAUGAGAAGUGCUGAGUGUCACUAGCUCUUCAUUUAUCAUCUGACAUCAUUUGUUUCAUAUUUUACUAAUAUUUGUACUUUACAUUAUACUUUUUGUCAUUUUUCAUGUUUUAUAUAAAUUUUCACACAAGUGAUAUUGUCAA